AUGCACAAACAACCAACUUCAUUGGAAGUAAAACGACAUACAUUAUGCCAUAAACGAUUUUUAUCUUUACUACCAAGUAAAUUCCAAUCUGAAGAUAGUAAUAGAUUAGCAAUAGCAUACUUCUCAUUAUCUUCACUUGAACUCUUGAAUCAAUUGACAAUCUUCAAAGUUGAUGAAUUAGAGGAGUUUAAGUAUUAUAUCUACAAGCAUUAUAUUGAAGACGAUCAAUUUGCAGGAUUUAGAGGAUCGUUGACAUACAAUGAAAGUAUAAGAUCAAUAGAUUUGGCAGCUACCUGUUUUUCCUUACAAUGUUUGUUAGUUUUAAAGGAUGAGUUAAAGGGAGUUGAUGUAAAAAAGGUAAUGAGAUUUGUUCAAAACUGCCAAAUGCAAAACGGUGGAUUUACAAAUAAUUUCCUGAUAUCAAAUGAUGAUAAGGAUUUAAGGUAUUGUAUGAUUGCCACUACAAUUUCAAAGAUUUUACUGAGAGAUUUGCAUUAUAUUCAAGAUUGGAUAAAUAUACCAAAAUUAGUAACCUACAUAUCUGAAUUGCAAAACUAUGAUGGAGGAUUUUCAAUGUACCAAGGUGAUGAAUCUCAUUGUGGAAUGGUUUUUUGUGCAAUAAAUGCAUUAUCAACAAUUGAGUAUGACUUCUCUAGUGAUGAGGUUAAAUUUGAUUCUUUGCUGAAUUUUUUGGUUCAUCGACAGAUAUACUUUAAUUCAUUUAAUGAAGCAGAAUCGAUUGAAAAUGAAUAUAUGGAUAUGGAUGAUAAUGGGGGAUUCAAUGGACGCUUGAAUAAAUAUGGAGACACCUGUUAUGUUUUCUGGGCUUUGUCCUCAUUGUCUUUGAUAAAUAAAGAAGAUCUGAUUGAUCAAGAAUUAGCUUUGAAUUUUCUACUGAAUAAAACACAAAAUAGUAAUAUGGGUGGCUUCAAUAAAACAACAGAUGCUGAUGAAUUGCCAGACCCUUUGCACUCGUUUCUUGGAUUAUCUGCACUUAGUAUAUUAGAAUAUCCUAUGACUGGAAAAAUCAAUUGUAAUUUAGUCAUACCAGAAACCAGUUAUACUUUUUGGAAAAAUCUAUAA
Pichia kudriavzevii is the source of this 1083-nucleotide messenger RNA. RefSeq lists its product as uncharacterized. The coding region runs from base 1 to 1083 and encodes 360 amino acids. Gene Ontology annotation, molecular function: CAAX-protein geranylgeranyltransferase activity. The transcript has a single exon. Gene Ontology annotation, biological process: protein geranylgeranylation. Gene Ontology annotation, cellular component: CAAX-protein geranylgeranyltransferase complex. NCBI's taxonomy places the organism in Eukaryota, Fungi, Ascomycota, Pichiomycetes, Pichiales, Pichiaceae. The record is from RefSeq and is a predicted model, not a curated record.